GGGAGCUACCAAAGCAAGCACAACAUCAAGCAGGCCAAAGGUCAUGGAUCGAUCGGCGAAGAAGCAGAAGGUAGAGGUCGAGAACGACGGCUCGGACAGUGAGAAUGAAGACAGCGAUGACGGUGUGCAGGUGGCGUCCGUGAUCGCCCAGUUCAAGAACGAACAGGGCGAGUGUGUCGGCCCGCAGCUCGACAUCCCUGUCGCGUCCACUGUGCUCCAAAUGGAGGAGCUCGUGAACCAGUUGCUGGCCAACGGCAAACAAAAAGUCCCGUAUUCGUUCUACCUCAACGACACGGAGAUCACAGACACGUUGGCGGCGAGUGUUCGCGACCAGAAUGCGUCGACGGAAGCAGCGUUGACCAUCACGUUCCAGCCCCUGGCAGUGUUCCGCGUACGCCCCGUGACGCGGUGCACAGACACACUCCAAGGGCAUUCGGAAGCGAUCCUGCACGUACGCUUCAGCCCCGACGGCAAGCGUCUCGCCAGCGGCGGCGGCGACGCCACUGUCCGUUUCUGGGAUACCAAUACAUGCAUGCCCCAGUUCACAGGCCGCGGACACAAGCACCAUGUCCUUUGCACAGCGUGGAGUCCUGAUGGAUCUCGCUUCGUCUCAGCAGACAAAUCCGGUGAAAUCCGAUUGUGGAAUCCCACGACUGGCAAACAAGUCGGCGAGCCCAUGAAGGGCCAUCGACAAUGGGUGACCUCGCUGACGUGGGAGCCAUUUCAUCGCAACCCAACGUGCGAGCGAUUUGCCAGUGCAUCGAAGGAUGGGUCGAUCAAGAUCUGGAAUGCGCGCACGGGCCGUCAAGUCGCGUCGCUAUCGAGCCACACCGACUCUGUCGAGUGCUUGAAAUGGGGCGGCGAAGGACUGUUGUACAGCGCGUCGCGUGAUCGAACGAUCAAAGUGUGGGCAGUCGAAGGCGAUCAAUUGGGGAAAUUGGUUCGCACGUUGGUCGGCCAUGCCCACCGCAUCAACACGCUCGCGUUGAACGUCGACUACGUGUGCCGCACCGGACCAUACGACCACACGUUCAAGACAUUUGACACCCGUGAAGAAAUGCAGCAAGCAGCGCAGGCUCGCUAUGACGCCAUUCGACGGGGCCAGCCCGAGCGAUUGGUCUCUGGCUCCGACGACUUCACCUUAUUUUUGUGGGAGCCUGCGGAGAGCAAGAAACCCAUCGAGCGCCUGACCGGCCACCAGCAGCCCGUGAAUGACCUGAGCUUUUCGCCGGACGGACGGUACUUUGCGAGCGCGUCAUUCGACAAGAAGGUCAAAAUUUGGAGCGGGAAGGACGGCAAGUUCAUCGCAACUCUAAACGGCCACGUCGGCGCCGUCUACCAAGUGUGCUGGUCCAGCGACAGUCGCAUGAUUGUGUCGGCCAGCAAGGAUUCGACAAUUAAGGUGUGGGAACUAGCCAAUUUGAAGAACGCCAAGGAAACGCUGUCUGGACAUGCGGACGAAGUGUACGCGCUCGACUGGAGUCCAAACGGUCAAAAGGUCGCGUCUGGCAGCAAAGAUCGCACGAUUAAAAUUUGGCGUCAUUAACGUGGAAAUCGAGUUGGGUUUCGAUACCAUGUCGCGUUGUGGCGAAGUGUGAGGUCGACUGGAAACGCUGAAGCGGGCUCGUCCGUGUUGGGUCGAUCUCCCACGCGUUCUGGUCAAGCAGUGGGAGCAAAUCGAAUACACUGUCCCAAUGGACACUGUAGGAUUCAAAAUACAACAGAACGAACGCAGACACCCCGACUGCGAUGUCUCGAAGUCCC
Aphanomyces invadans is the source of this 1764-nucleotide messenger RNA. RefSeq lists its product as hypothetical. Gene Ontology annotation, biological process: ribosomal large subunit assembly. NCBI's taxonomy places the organism in Eukaryota, Oomycota, Saprolegniomycetes, Saprolegniales, Verrucalvaceae. The record is from RefSeq and is a predicted model, not a curated record. Gene Ontology annotation, molecular function: protein binding. Gene Ontology annotation, cellular component: nucleolus. The coding region runs from base 44 to 1546 and encodes 500 amino acids. The transcript is spliced from 7 exons.